AUGGGUGCUGAGCUGGACGAGAAGCCGACAGAGGAGUUUUGUCGUGCGACCCAUGAGUGCAUGUGGGCUAUCCUGACGGCGUAUCGACAGGUGGACUUUUCCCUGCCGCGUGGAUCCAGCGAGUCGUGGUUUAACCACCGGCUCUGGUGGUUUCUGACCCGCACUGAGCCAGGCGAGAUAGUACCGCAAGCGUCGCAGCAUCACCGCAACGACGGUCGUGCACUGGAUUUAAAGCAGGUUACUGGCCUAAAAGCCGACGGCCUCGUCUAUGGCACCGCCAAGGGUCUGGAGUACUGCGUGCUGGAAAUGGCCAAGAAGGAUCAGGGGCAGUUCACCACCAAGGCCUUGAAAGACACUCGCAAACUCGCCAAGAUGAUGAAAGACAUAGGAGAUGAGAUCCGCAAGCUUGCCAUGGUGAAUUUCCGCGAUUGCUUGGUCGUGUAUGGUAUGCGCAUCGCGGGACCCACCGCCACCUUUUUAUACUCUGCGCCAGAGGCCAGGGCUUAUCUCGCUUCCGGCUUCGUGGACGGAUGUGACCAUGGCAAAGUCAUUGCUGGCCGUCCUGGCCGGGUUCUGGCGAUGCGCAAGGCCAUCGUGGCUAUAGCAGGUCGGGUUCUUGACUGGACUGCUCUGCCCCUUGACGGUAGUGCCCCUGAAGACAGCGACAACGGCAACUGGAUUGCUGCAACACUCAUAUCGCCCCCCUACACCUCCACAAGCCAGCCUACCACCUCAAUCGAGGACAUUCCUCCGCUUGUUCUCGAUGCAACCACCAACUCGCUCUCCUUGUAG
Molecule: messenger RNA, 792 nt
Organism: Linnemannia hyalina
Lineage: Eukaryota; Fungi; Mortierellomycota; Mortierellomycetes; Mortierellales; Mortierellaceae
Source: the annotation of a GenBank genome assembly